This is a messenger RNA of Jatropha curcas, 1766 nucleotides long. NCBI's taxonomy places the organism in Eukaryota, Viridiplantae, Streptophyta, Magnoliopsida, Malpighiales, Euphorbiaceae. The record is from RefSeq and is a predicted model, not a curated record.
UCUCUCCACUACAAUUCCUCAGUCACCUGCUCUAAAUUCUCCUGUUCUAAAUUCUCCGUUACAAACCCAAAAAUCUUUCACCACUACCAAACAUGGCGGCAACGCAGCAAGUGAGUCCAACACUUCAAAGCUCACUUCCGGUACCUAAGUUCUUGCAGUCCGACGAUGGUGCGAUAAUUAGCAAGGUUGAAGGAACCCACAAGCCUGAUAGUCGCCAAGUUGAUGUUCAAAACUUAUCCACUAUUAUCACCAAAAUCUUGCUUCCUCACGAUCCCAGUACUGGUGGUGAUGUCACAACUGAAACAUCUGUAGGACGCGAAGUACCGGCUCAGAUCAUAAAGCAGCUCUCUUGCGAGCUUUCAUGCAAUUGCUCAAGUGGAAAAGCUCAAGAAACAACUAUGGUGUUACUUGAGAAAUUACUUUCAAACUAUUCUUGGGAUGCAAAGUUGAUGAUAACAGUAGCUGCAUAUGCUAUUAAUUAUGGGGAAUUUCAUCUACUUACUGAGCUUUAUAAUAAAAAUUCAGUUUCGAAAAAUAUAGCUUUGCUUAAGCAACUACAAGGCAAGCAACUACAAGGCAUAAUGGAAGAUGCCGAUCACUUAUUGCAACAAUUUUCUGGAGCAAUUAUUGAACUUAACAAGGCUAUAGUUGCUUUGACUCAAAGUGUCCUCCACUUCAAUACCUUACCUUCUGAGUAUGUUGUAAAUAACAAACCACCAUUUUCAACUGCCACAACUGAUAUCGCCAGAGCUGUGUAUUGGGCAAUUUACAGUGUCGUAACUUCUGCCUCUCACAUUGCUGGUCUUGUUGGGUUAAAAAAUCAGCUCACCAUUGCAAUGAUGACAUGCGAACUCUCAGAAUUGGUUACUAAAGUUAGCAGCAUACAGAUAAUUCUACAAAACCAUUUCUCUCGUAUCAAAAAAGAAAUUGAGUCUUACGAUAUGCUGGUGAACCUUUCUAACACUGUCCAAGACAUUACAACAAUCUUCCAGGCCUUCUUUACUGUCGAGAAAGAGGGCAGGACCGAGACGAAACUAUCCCUUGUGAAGGGCAACAAUAUUAGGGAAAAGUUCAAAAUUGAGGAAUUAAAGGACUCAAAGGUUGUGCUGGUCGUUUCUGGACUUGAUGAAUCUGAAGUUGAGAUUAAAGCUCUUGCGAAAUUGUACGAACAACUCCAAAAAGAGCAAAAGAUUCAAUACCAACUAGUUUGGAUUCCAAUUGUGGAGGGCCAAGUCGAUGAGCAAAAGUUCUCGUCUUUGCAAUCUCUGAUGUCUUGGUAUACUGUAAAACACCCUUCAGUUGUCAAACCAGAGGUUAUUAGAUACAUCAAGGAAGUGUGGAAGUUCUCGAAACAGGCAAUUCUGGUGUCUUUUGAUCAAAAGGGACGUACCGAAACUGUUGAUGCUCUAAACCUAUUCUUGCAAAAGGGAUCUUUGCCUGGUCUACUCCCAUCAUCACCUGCAAAGGAGAAGUCUCCAUGGGAAAUUAAUCAACUGACACUAGAUAUUCUUAUUCAAGAUCUUUAUCAAGUUGAUUCGACGGAACCUGCACCAAUCAUAUGCCUAUAUGGAGGAGAAGACAUGAAAUGGAUUGAGCAAUUCACUGCAGCAAUAUUAGCACGUAUGAAAGACUUCCCUGAGUUGAAGAUAGAAUUAAUUUACGUGAGCAAGAGCAAUACGACCGAUCAGGCCAACAAAGCAAUUCUUGAUUUCAUUACUACAAACAAAAUUGGCGAUUAUUGGAAAGCAGAAGAAACAAAAAGUUGA